AUGGCGGCGAAGGACGUGGCGCCGGACGUGAACGGGCACAGCCGCAGGGCGGUGCCGUCGGUGACGCUGAGCAGUGGGCACCGGGUGCCGGCGGUCGGACUGGGCGUGUGGCGGAUGGAGAAGAACGACGUCCGCGGCCUCAUCCACACGCCGCCAUCCGCAACGGCUACCGCCACUUGGGCUGCGCCGAAAAUUGCAGGUUCCAAGGAAUCCCCCGUCUCUCCGUGCUGUACUAUUCAACGUGAUGUGAUGAACGUCGUGUCUUCUGUUUCGUGGUCUGCAGCAAAAUACGGAAACGAAGCUGAGGUUGGUGACGCGCUUGCAGAGGCAUUCCAGACCGGGCUUGUCAAGAGGGAGGACCUCUUCAUCACAACCAAGCUAUGGAACUCAGACCAUGGGCAUGUGGUUGAAGCCUGCAAGGAUAGCUUGAAGAAGCUGCAACUAGAUUAUCUUGACCUCUACCUCGUUCACUUCCCAGUGGCUACUCCGCACACCGGAGUUGGCGCAACUGUGAGCGUUAUUGGUGAAGAUGGUUUGUUAGACAUUGAUACCACUAUCUCGCUUGAGGCAACAUGGCAUGCAAUGGAAGACCUUGUUUCUAUGGGACUGGUUCGCAGCAUCGGAAUCAGCAACUACGGCAUCUUACUCACCAGAGACUGCUUGGCCUAUGCCAGGAUAAAGCCCGCCGUGAACCAGAUAGAGCUGCACCCCUACUUCCAGCGUGAUUCCCUCGUCAAGUUCUGCCAGAAGCACGGCAUCUGUGUCACCGCUCACACACCCUUGGGUGUUCGGCUCGCUCUCAUGCCUCGACAACCCUGUCAUCAAGCUGCGACUGCGAAUAAUCCAUGGCAGGAGCUGUCGGAGAAGUACGGCAAGACCCCCGCGCAGCUGGUCCUCCGGUGGGGUCUGCAGAGGAACGCGGCGGUGAUCCCCAAGACGUCCAAGGUGGAGAGGCUGCAGGAGAACCUGGAGGUCCGGGACUUCGACAUCUCGGAGGAGGACAUGGAGGAGAUGAAGGCCAUCGACCGGAACCACCGCAUCAACCAGCCGGCAAGUUCUGGGGCGUCGACAUCUAUGCUUAGCUAG
Molecule: messenger RNA, 1086 nt
Organism: Miscanthus lutarioriparius
Lineage: Eukaryota; Viridiplantae; Streptophyta; Magnoliopsida; Poales; Poaceae
Source: the annotation of a GenBank genome assembly